AUGGCCGCAGACCGCAGUACCUCUCCAAUCCCUCCUGCAUUCCGGGUUAACGUCCCUACUGAACAUCCCACGCCCACCCAUCUGAAGUACUGGCAUUACCCAGAGCUAUGGGAUGGCGACUCGACGGUCUCCUCCGUGUACUGGAACGACGCCAUCAGGGAGCUUGUCAUCGGCAAUAGCGCCGCGGUUCACAACGCUGGUUGGCCCUUACUUUGGAUCUUUCCGCACAACAAAAAGAUCACGCCCGCGGACGCCAAGGAACUGGUCAGCCAAGCCCGAUUCGCAUAUCGCCUUGGUUAUACCUAUCAGGUGUUGUGUCGCCGGGAGAACUUUUGUCAAGGAAUUCCAUCUCCCCCAUCCUUGAAAUGGGUGGCAUUCUUGAACAAGAACUACCUGAAAGAUGUUACGGAGGGGACGCACUACGAGUUAAUCAGGAGAUUCAUUCAAAAAUUCCACGAAGCGAUCAGAGAGCACAUGGCCACCCUUCGGGGCCAAGAAAGCAAUUACAACCUCGUGAGCGAGUUUGAAACCAGGUUUCUCGAGGAGGGGAAUUUGCGUGCGGGUACCGAUGAAUAUGAACCGGAUUGGUUCAUUAAUCCUGAAGGAUCAAUACAUACCUCUAGUCACAAUCGUGUGCUACCGUUCAUAAUGGGUCUGUUUGCCGCCAAGGCCGACAUGGUGAAAGUAGAUGAGAUUGCAAGAUCCGGGAAUGCCAAAGAAGGGCUCAAAGAUUUUAGUAUCAGAGACUUCGACAACUUGGAAUAA
Molecule: messenger RNA, 765 nt
Organism: Neurospora tetraspora
Lineage: Eukaryota; Fungi; Ascomycota; Sordariomycetes; Sordariales; Sordariaceae
Exons: 1
Coding region: 1-765 (254 amino acids)
Source: RefSeq, a predicted model, not a curated record